AUGAACGAAAACAAGGCUUUUGGGGACUACACACGACAUGUUCGGAUGCAGCGUGACCCGAAACACACCGCACUCGUCGUCUCGCGACCAGGCAACGUCGUCCAUUCUCUCGGUCAUUAG
Molecule: messenger RNA, 120 nt
Organism: Phytophthora nicotianae INRA-310
Lineage: Eukaryota; Oomycota; Peronosporomycetes; Peronosporales; Peronosporaceae
Exons: 3
Coding region: 1-120 (39 amino acids)
Source: RefSeq, a predicted model, not a curated record